GGGUUUGCCCAAAGCAACUCUCUCAUAAAUUCUCUGUUAUAAUUAGUUUCUUCUCUCCCUACAGGAUCCUGUUAAACGUAUCUGUCCUACUUUAUUUUCCCUCUCUCAUUCACCAUUACUGUCACUAUUAUUAUAACCUUUUUUCCGGGUUGCUCUUCCUGUUUUCCCGUUUGCCUGAUCCAUCGAGAAAAGAAAUAAUAAUCUAAACAGCGUAGCUGAGUUUGUUUGUUUUUCGCUGAGCGGAGACUGCUUUCGUAUUGCUGUUACUACCACCGUAGAUCAGUCAUAGAAAUUCACAGCGACGCACGCACAAAAUGUUUAAUCUAUACAACCAUCAGGAUAAGUCGACGUGGCUAAACACCGUGGAGCGCCCCAAUGCCCCGCUGCAGCCCAUCGUUGACCCCUCUAUCUUAGCCGCCGACUUCUGCAAGCUGGGCGAGGAGGUGGAGAGCGUGGUUUCGCCUGCCGGGGGAGCAGUGGAAUGGAUCCAUGUGGAUGUGAUGGAUGGACACAUGGUGCCCAACAUCAGCAUCGGCUUCGGCGUCGUCUCCGCACUGCGUGCCCGCUUCCCGAAUGUGUUUCUGGACGUGCACUGCAUGGUCAGCGAUCCCGAAAAAUGGGUGCCGGAGAUGGCGAAGGCCGGCGCGUCGUCGUACGUGUUCCACAUCGAGGCCACCGACAGCAGCAAGCGAGUGUGCCAGCUCAUCCGCUCCCACGGGAUGCAGGUGGGAGUGGCGGUGAAGCCGGCCACUUCCCUCACGCCGGAGCUGCGGGAGUUGAUUGAACACCACUACGUCGACAUGGUUCUCGUCAUGACGGUGGAACCAGGGUUCGGUGGGCAGUCGUUUCGCAAGGAGCGCCUCAGCUUCAUCGCGGAGCUGCGCCGCAACUUUCCGCAUUUGAACAUCGGCGUCGACGGCGGUGUGGCGAACGGCACCGCAGAGCUGUCAGCCAACGCCGGUGCGAACAUUCUCAUUGCCGGCACGUCCGUCUUCAAGGCCAAAAACCGCAAGGAGGCGGUGGACGAGCUGCGCAACGCCGUCAAGACGGCCCUUGCUUCCCCCGCCAAGUACUAA
Molecule: messenger RNA, 1076 nt
Organism: Leptomonas pyrrhocoris
Lineage: Eukaryota; Euglenozoa; Kinetoplastea; Trypanosomatida; Trypanosomatidae
Product: putative ribulose-5-phosphate 3-epimerase
Exons: 1
Coding region: 315-1076 (253 amino acids)
Biological process (GO): pentose-phosphate shunt, non-oxidative branch; pentose-phosphate shunt; carbohydrate metabolic process
Cellular component (GO): cytosol
Molecular function (GO): D-ribulose-phosphate 3-epimerase activity; metal ion binding
Source: RefSeq, a predicted model, not a curated record